UCACCCCCACGACCACGAUCGGCGAGCGGGUCCAAGGCCAGGAGGCCAAAUCCAAUCGCUAACCACCGCCGGCGUCGUCUACUACGUCUACUACCUGCUCUCCCCCAGACCAGAGGCCAGAGCAGGCCGCAGCAUCCACUCGAGGACUCUGCAGCAGCAACAGCUCAGCGGGCCAGACGACUCCGUGGCUCCGUCCGCCGAUCAACACGCCGGCACGCCUCCCGUUUCCUCAUUCCCAGGCUGCACUGCGCCGCGUCCAGACGCCGGGAGCCUCACCGCCUCCCUCCGGCGAAAACCGUUCCUCCUCCCCGGCGAGCUACCUCCGUUCCGGGUCUGCGAGGUAGUGCCGGCGACGAGGCCUCUCCAUCCCCUCUGGCGAGCUCCCCUUCCAAAGUGGUGAGGUAAGCCUGUCCCCGUUCCUUACCUCUCCUGUAGUCUCCUGUAACUCUUCUGAAAAUAAAACUCACAGUUGACGAUUAGAACCAUGCGAAACUACAAUGAUCAUGUAUGUACUUCCGCCCACUGAAUCAGACAUGAACAGUUGUUUUGCUUUUCUUAAGAAAAGGUAAAAGAAAAGAAAAAAAAGGCUAUAUUCAUGAUUCUCACACUCCGAUCCAUGUCGGUGUUAUUUGUCUCUAGUAUACUUGCUUUAGUAUGUGUAGCACAUCUGCACAUGGUUAGGCUGAGCUGUGUAGAGCAUGUGUUAGAGGUAGUUUUGAGCCUAUUUUUUCUUUUCAUAUAUGAAUUGAUAUGUACCUAUAAAUUCCUAAUUGCAAUUUAUUCUUGAUUAAAAUGUUUAGAAAUUGUUCUCUACAAAUCAUUAUAAGAUUAAAGAAAGGCUCUGCUACAGUAAAGUCUUCCCUACUGAAAGAACAAUAUGAAACAUCUUAGGGUAAAAUCAGGAUUCUUCCAGAUUAACCAGGAUUGAUAAAAAAUUCAACAAAGGACUUUCAGCUUAUGCAAGAAAUAAGGUAAAUAAGAAAGAACCAUAGUAAAUUCAGCAAGAUUGAGCAAAAUUCCUUUAAACGCCUUAAGGUGAAAUAAGGCAAAGGAUCAAGUAUUCCAGAUUAAUGCCAGGGUGUCUCCUAUUGUUCUCUCAGGACUUAUUGUUCAUUGUAGCCUCUCUGUGUCCUUUAAUCUUAUAAUAAUUUGUGGAAAAAAAGUUCCUAAAAAUGGAAUGUUUAUAACUUGGUUAAUUCCAGUGCAUCUUAUAAAUAUUAUGGCUUACAUAUCUCAUCUAACCUUUCUCAGACAGUGCUUUGGAUAUUAGCUUUUGCAUUUUAGUGGAUCAGUCCUCCCAGGGGUUAUGCAUGACAGCCCCUGUGGCUCUUCCAAAUGAUCUAGAAACAGUCUCCCAUUCUGCAAGGGUUGACUUAUUCCGAGACACUAGUUGCAACAUAGAAAAGGAGGUGUUGGCCAGUUUGGGAAAUGGCCAAGAUUCAACUGCUGCUGGAACAAAUCCUGGUUUCAGAGUUGGGGAGAUCAGGUUUGCUAAUGGAGAUAUUUAUUCCGGCACAUUGUUGGGGAACACACCAGAGGGUUCAGGCCAGUAUCGCUGGUCAGAUGGUUGCACCUAUGAGGGUGAGUGGAGGAGAGGGAUGAGGCAUGGGCAAGGAAAGACGCGAUGGCCAUCUGGAGCUACCUAUGAGGGUGAGUAUUCUGGUGGCUACGUAUUCGGUGAAGGCACCUAUACGGGUCCAGAUAAAAUCAUCUAUAAGGGACGGUGGAAGUUGAAUCGCAAGCAUGGGCUUGGACAUCAGACAUAUCCAAAUGGAGACAUAUUUGAAGGUUCGUGGAUUCAGGGAGAAAUAGUAGGUCAUGGGAAGUACACAUGGGCGAAUGGGGACACUUACGUUGGCAACAUGAAAAGUGGCAAGAUGUCAGGGAAAGGAACUCUUACAUGGAAAAAUGGGGACUCAUAUGAGGGUAACUGGAUGGAUGGCAUGAUGCAUGGGUAUGGAAUCUAUACAUGGAAUGAAUGCGGGUAUUAUAUUGGAACAUGGACAAGAGGACUGAAGGAUGGGAAAGGUAAAUUCUAUCCGAACGGUUGCAGAAUUCCUGUUAACGAUGAGCUGUAUAUCAAUAAUCUAAGAAACCGCGGUGUAUUGCCUGAUAUUAGAAGGCAGAAUCAUGGUUCACGCAUACUUCACUCUUCCUCGGUUGACAUGGGGAACAUGAAGGUUGGUAUGAUUAGGCAAUCUUCAGAUGUUUUGUCCAAAAGGAAUUCAACUGAGCAGCCUCCUUUGAAGAAUGUGUCUUUGGAAAGACGGUGGAGUCUUGAGGUGGCUAUUGAAAAGUUUAUUGGCCAUGAUUCGAGUGAAAGUUCUGGUCUAGAAAGCUUGGAAAACUUGAGUGAUUCUCGAUUGCCCAUACUGGAAAGAGAAUACAUGCAAGGUGUUCUAAUCAGCGAGGUGGUUCUUGACAGGAGUUUUUCAGACUCCUCAAAGAAGACAAAACGCCGCCAGAAGAAAAUAGUGAGGGAUACAAAAAAGCCUGGAGAGACAAUAAUUAAGGGACACAGGAGCUAUGAUUUAAUGCUCAGCCUGCAGCUUGGGAUCAGGUACACAGUUGGAAAGAUUACACCAAUUCAAAAACGUGAAGUUCGUGCUUCAGAUUUUGGACCAAGAGCAAGUUUCUGGAUGAACUUCCCAAAAGAAGGAUCUCGGCUUACUCCUUCACAUUCAGCGGAGGAUUUUAAAUGGAAAGACUACUGUCCCAUGGUUUUCAGGAAUUUGAGAGAGAUGUUCAAGAUUGAUGCUGCAGACUAUAUGAUCUCCAUAUGCGGAAAUUCUGCUCUUAGGGAACUAUCUUCCCCUGGAAAGAGUGGAAGUGUCUUUUUCUUGUCACAAGAUGAUAGGUUCAUGAUUAAGACUCUCCGAAAAUCUGAAGUGCAGGUUCUUUUACGAAUGCUUCCAAACUAUUAUGAUCAUGUCCGUACCUAUGAGAACACCCUCAUAACUAAGUUUUUUGGCCUCCACAGGGUGAAACCUUCUAGUGGUCAAAAGUUCCGGUUUGUUGUAAUGGGAAACAUGUUUUGCACUGAAUUGAGAAUUCACCGGAGGUUUGAUUUGAAAGGCUCAUCUUUAGGCCGCUCUACUGACAAAAUUGAAAUUGAUGAGAACACAACUCUGAAGGAUCUGGAUCUUAACUAUUCCUUUUAUCUUGAACCUUCCUGGCGUGAGGCUCUACUUAAGCAGAUUGAAACAGACAGUGAUUUUUUGAGAACACAGCGGAUAAUGGAUUACAGCCUACUGCUUGGUGUUCAUUAUAGAGCUCCACAGCACUUGCGAACACGUGCAUCGUAUCACCGGAGCAUGGCAGCAGAUAGGUUGACUGUUGUUUCAGAAGAAGAUGCUCAGGAAGAUGAUGCCCUUAGCUAUCCAGAAGGAUUAGUUUUGGUUCAAAGCAGUGGCGAGAACAGUGUUGUUGUUGGUCCUCACAUAAGAGGCAGCCGUUUGCGUGCAUCAGCUGCUGGAUUUGGUGAAGUAGACCUACUGCUGCCUGGUACAGCCAGGCUUCAGAUCCAGCUAGGAGUUAACAUGCCUGCAAGGGCAGAGCAAAUACCUAAGGAAGAUGAAAGCAAACCAUUUCGUGAGGUGUAUGAUGUCGUCCUCUACCUGGGCAUCAUUGACAUAUUGCAAGAGUACAACAUGACAAAGAAAAUCGAGCAUGCUGUCAAGUCCAUGCAAUAUGACUCGGUCUCGAUCUCUGCUGUGGACCCCCAGUUCUACUCAGAGCGUUUCUUGAAGUUCAUCCAGACCGUCUUCCCUGAGAAUUCAUAGCUCAGCAUCCAAUACUUGUUUGAAAGAUGCUCACUCGCUGCCGUUUUGUUAGUGAUGUUGGCCAAGCACAUGAAACCUCAUCUGCAUGACAGUUCAUGUCUUCAAAAUUGGAGCUUGCAAGCAUCAGAAAAACACUACACUCUCUUCAGUGCAUACCUGUUCCUUCUUGGAUGAACUAGCGUGCAUGUUCCUUCCUGGAUGAACUGGCAAGAAGAAUGGCCAACAAGAUGAGAUUCGUCAGGGCAAUUUUGCAGAAGCAAAUUGAUCUUCUCUUGGUUUUGUCCCGAGCCCCUGGGAUCAGCUUGCUAGCUUCGCGGAGUAGGCAUGGCAUACUGGUCUGGAGCAAGGCUAUCCUGUGAGUUGUGAGGAUUCUACUGACAACGGCGCCAUGGAAGUCUGGGAAUCACUAUGUUUAUAUUUAUAUCUCGACAGUUGCAGAAAGCUAAACCAGGAGCAGCUUUUGCCUCUGGGUCGUGUUUUCAUAUGUUAAGGUGCUAUAUGGAGGCUAUUUGUAAUAAGAACCUAAAAAUAUGCAUCAAUAUCAAAUCCAUUUUUGUAGGACAAAAAAAAAAGGGAAUAUGUAUUGCAAAAUGAAAAGAAAUGGAAGCAAGAAUAAGAAGGCCAUUUCGCAAA
Molecule: messenger RNA, 4415 nt
Organism: Sorghum bicolor (sorghum)
Lineage: Eukaryota; Viridiplantae; Streptophyta; Magnoliopsida; Poales; Poaceae
Product: phosphatidylinositol 4-phosphate 5-kinase 9-like
Exons: 9
Coding region: 1311-3782 (823 amino acids)
Biological process (GO): phosphatidylinositol metabolic process
Molecular function (GO): ATP binding; 1-phosphatidylinositol-4-phosphate 5-kinase activity
Source: RefSeq, a predicted model, not a curated record